Messenger RNA from Rhinocladiella mackenziei CBS 650.93, 2031 nucleotides. RefSeq lists its product as uncharacterized. The transcript has a single exon. Bases 1 to 2031 code for a protein of 676 amino acids. NCBI's taxonomy places the organism in Eukaryota, Fungi, Ascomycota, Eurotiomycetes, Chaetothyriales, Herpotrichiellaceae. Gene Ontology annotation, molecular function: ubiquitin binding. The record is from RefSeq and is a predicted model, not a curated record.
AUGGAGGAAAUACCUGGAGUUCCCAGACAGAUACCGCCGCUGGCCAGCUACCCGAACUCAAAUGUCAAAACGAAUCUAACUCCUGCGGAGUGGGAUGAGUAUCUCGAUUCAUGGCUUUUCAGCAUCGAGUUCCGACUACGUCUACAGGACGAGGACUUCUCGAAAGUUCAGCUCUCUCAACAUGCCAGCGGAAUAGAGUUCCUCUAUUCACUCUUCCAGUUUGGUCGAGACCGGGGUCGGACACAAUCCAAGUCCCAGAAGGAACGAUUACUGCUGAAACGAGCGUAUAUGCUGCUGAGGAGACUUCUGCUCGGGACGCAAGUGCCGUUCGGCUACGAUGCAACGAAACUUCUUGAUCUACUUGGCAUGGCCAGUCAGCUCUAUGCUUCAGUCGGGGACUGGAAGGUUACGCUCCAGGCGCUGUGGAAAAGAAAUCAAGCGCAGAUGACGAGCGCGGUGGAAAGUUGGAAGAAAGAUGUUUCCCGUACCGUAUCGACGCAGCUGGAUUCACUGUCCCUGUUGGAAAAGUGUCGUCGUUUAAAUGCUCUGAUCAAGGUCUCGGCUGAGACAGGGCUCGUUCUCAUGACUGGAUCCGAUCACCUCGAAACACUCAUGGAAGCGUAUGAUCGGUUGCAGACGGUUCCCAAGACCGGGCCGUUGCCAAGAGUGCUGACUGAACAUAUCUUUUAUUGCUUGCGAAGUCUUAUGUCUGAUGGUUCGGCGCAGACCUCAAUGCUGUUAGAUCAUCUCUACCAUAUGAAGGCCGAGGCCGAUCGGACGACCCGGUCAAAACCCAACCAGCCGACUUUGUACUCCGGUCUGGUUUGUCAGACCUCGUUUCUGAGGCAUCUUGCAGCAGACAACUCUGUGUCAUCUGGUAAGAGAGGGCGAGAUCUGCUGGAGGCACUUACGGCCUAUCGUCAGAACACUUUGCCCCUCCUUCCGGCCAUGGCGCCCCGAAAACGAAGAGUGGCCAAAGGGAAGGGCAAGGCUGACGGAAUUGAAGAAAUGCAUAUUCACAAAGCUUCCCAUGUGUCACAAGUGCACGAACUGUUCCCUGACUUACCCAACAAUUAUAUCCUCGAGCUUCUGGAUCAUUUUCAUGACAACACUGAAGCUGUGGUUGCCGCUCUGCUUGAGCCCGAAUCUCUUCCGGCUGAUCUGCAAGAUCCGACUGCGUUUGAAGGACCUUCAACCGACAUUGAUGGUCCGUCGCAUGGCCUUGCACCACAUUCGACGCCUGCUCUGCUCCCGCCGAGAAGGAAUGUCUUUGACGGUGAUGAUUUGGAUAACCUGCGGAUCUCCUCGGACCGGCUGCAUAGAGGCCGAAAAGAAAUCACGGUUGACCAAGCUGGAACAGAGGACGAGCAUGCUCGAAGGAAAGCAGCAAUAAUGUCGGCAUUGGCUGCAUUUGAUUCCGAUGACGAUGAGCGGGACGAUACGUACGAUGUGACCGAUGUAGGCGGCACUGUGGAUUCUACUCUUGACUCCGACAGGCCGGAGAGAGACAUUGAUCGAAACCCUCACGAGCAGUCAUUGUUCCGAGCAUGGAAGGAUAACCAGGAGAUGUUUGCACGAGAUCGGAAGACCAGAGCAUCUAAAAUUCGACAAGAUCUCAAACGAGACACGGGUAUGAGUGACGAGCAACUUGAAGGCUGGGCAAUCAUGUUGAAGAAAGAUUCGAAAUUACAAGAUCAACUGGAAAAGAAGUAUUCGGCGUCAAAACAUUUCGCAGGAACCCAGACUGCUCUUGCUUCGACUAAAUGGCAAGGAGGCACGCCUGAGGAUAGCGAAGGUGAAAGCAGUGGCGGAGGAGGACGUCGGACGGGACAGACCCAAAUGCGUGGAAAUCGCACCUGGGCCGGUGGACACGGAGGUGGUGGUCGCACUUCAGGUCCUAGUGGUGAUGUAGCAACUCAAGUAGCAAGACGGCGAAAGGAGCAAGGCAGAGGUCGUGGUGGAGCAAAUCAUGGCAGGCGUGAAGGGAGAGCUCGAAAGAUGGGUAGAGGCAUGGCAGGGGGAACAGGAUGA